UGCGCGGCCCCGCGCCCCGCUGGCCCCGCACUGCUCCGAUUCAGUUGCGCCUUGCUUUGCAUACGCAUUUUGGGUUUGUGUUAGUGUCAUCAUUUGAAAUGUCAUGUAUUCCAGGACAGAGGCUAUGUGCCGCUGGUGAUUCUUUCAUUGGUGGAAAAGGCACUUAUGUCCAGCAUGGCUACAUCUAUUCCAGUCUGGCCGGUCGCUUCACAAUCGAGCGUCAGAAGGACAAGAAGAUUGUCCAAGUGCAGAGAUCAAUGGAUAAGAACGUCCCAACUCCAGGAAAUAUAGUCACAGCCAAAAUUACUGCCGUUACUCAUCGUUUCUGCAAGUGUUCCAUCAUUGCCAUAGAAGACUGUGAGCUCUGGGAACCGUUCCGCGGAAUCAUCAGAAAAGAAGAUGUUCAUGAGACAGAAAAGGACAAGGUGGAAAUGCACAAGAGCUUCCGGAUGGGGGACAUCGUACUUGCUAGAGUGAUGUCGAUUGGUGACGCCCUCUUCUAUUACUUAACAACAGCAGAAAACAUGCUUGGAGUUGUCGUGGCUUUGAGUGCGUCAGAGGUCCCCAUGGUUCCUGUAAGUUGGACGACCAUGCAGUGUCCCGUUUCCAGUGUCCGGGAAUCUAGAAAAAUUGCCAAGUUGGCUCCUAUUUCCUGACUCAAAAAGUUGUUUCCUCAACAUGUUCACCAGUAAGAAUUCAUAAAUAUGCAUAGAGAACACUUGAA
Messenger RNA from Ixodes scapularis (black-legged tick), 724 nucleotides. It is a transcript of the gene Csl4, whose product is annotated as exosome complex component CSL4. The record is from RefSeq and is a predicted model, not a curated record. The transcript has 7 exons. Bases 99 to 656 code for a protein of 185 amino acids. Lineage: Eukaryota; Metazoa; Arthropoda; Arachnida; Ixodida; Ixodidae. Gene Ontology annotation, biological process: RNA processing. Gene Ontology annotation, molecular function: RNA binding. Gene Ontology annotation, cellular component: nuclear exosome (RNase complex); cytoplasm.